This is a messenger RNA of Pistacia vera, 651 nucleotides long. RefSeq lists its product as uncharacterized. The transcript has a single exon. Lineage: Eukaryota; Viridiplantae; Streptophyta; Magnoliopsida; Sapindales; Anacardiaceae. The coding region runs from base 1 to 651 and encodes 216 amino acids. The record is from RefSeq and is a predicted model, not a curated record.
AUGGAAUAUUUUGCUCCGGAAAUCCUUGAUGAUGGCAGGAGGAUAAGGGUUAUACCUCCUAAAGAGGUGGCUGAUUUGGGGAGGGACAAAUGGGGAAAUUGUCUCGUUGGUUUCUUCCUUGGUAGAAGGUUGCCAUUCUCUCUUGUGAAGGGUUUUAUCGAUAGGAAUUGGAAGUGCUUCGGCAAGGUUUGUGUUGUCUCAAAUGGGGUUGGGGGCUUUAUUAUGAAAUUUGAUAAUGAGAGCUCCAAGGAUGAGGCCUUGGAAGGGGGCCCUUGGCAUAUUGGGGGGCAACCCCUUUUCCUCAAAAAAUGGCGUCCGAAUUUAAAAAUGGCAGGUGAAGGCAUUAGUAGUGUGCCGAUUUGGGUCAAAUUUAGUGGAGUUCCAUUAGAGUUUUGGACUGCUAAAGGGUUUAGCUAUGUUGCUAGCGCUAUUGGGAAACCUCUCUACAUGGAUAACAUCACGGAUGCGGGGGAUAGAUUGGAAUAUGGAAGAGUUUGUGUUGAAAUUGACACAGCUUCUUCAUUCCCGAAUUUAGUGGAACUAGGCCUCCUGAAUGGUGAUGGUGUAAACAUAAGGGUGGAGUAUUUUUGGAAACCAAGGGCCUGCCCUUUGUGUAGAACUUUUGGGCAUAAUUUGAAGGAAGUUCUCUGA